AUGUUCACUCGUGAAUGGUGGGCCAAGCGCCGGCUCAAGGUGCAAGACAACAAGACGACCAAAGCUGCCGAGUUGACGCUGCGCCAGUCCAUCUUCCCCAUCUUUCUUGUCACCAUCCUAUUUUUACUGUGGGGCUUUUCAUAUGGCCUUCUUGACACCCUGAACAAACACUUUCAGGAUGUUCUCGAGAUUACAAGGGCGAGAUCUGCAGGUCUACAAGCUGCCUAUUUUGGUGCCUACCCUCUUGCAUCGCUUGGCCACGCAGCAUGGAUUCUGCGCCACUACAGCUACAAGGCUGUCUUCAUCUGGGGUCUUUUCCUCUAUGGAGUUGGAGCCCUGUUAUGUAUUCCCGCCAUUCUAGGCCGGUCCUUCGCCGGCUUCUGCAUGGGCAUCUUUAUCAUCGGUAAUGGCCUCGGCUCCCUCGAGACGGCGGCGAACCCCUUCAUCACCGUCUGCGGCCCGCCCCGCUACUCGGAAAUGCGUAUCAACCUGUCUCAGGCCUUCAACGGUAUCGGAACCGUCAUCGCCCCCGUAAUGGGGUCCUACGUCUUCUUCCGCGCCCUCGACGAUGAAGCUGCCCUGCGCAACGUCCAAUGGGUCUACCUAGCCAUCGCCUGCUUUGUCUUCUCUCUUGCCGUCGUCUUCCUCCUCAGUGACAUCCCCGAGAUCACCGACGCAGAUAUGGCUCGCCAGGCCGAGGAGACCCACGCAGGUGAAGGAGAUCAGCCUUUUAGGAAGCAAUACCGUCUUUUCCACGCCGCCUUUGCCCAGUUCUGCUACACUGGCGCCCAGGUCGCCAUCGCCUCUUUUUUCAUCAACUAUGCUGUCGAGACUCGUCCCGGGACCGACUCUGCCGUUGGCGCCCAGCUCUUCGCAGGUGCUCAGGCCGCGUUUACCGUGGGGCGCUUUUCCGGUGUUCUCUUUAUGCACUUCUUCAAGCCGCGCCUUGUCUUUGGCGCCUACCUGACCUCGGUCUGCAUCUUCCUGAUCCCGGCCAUCCUUGUGCGAGGAAACACUGCCGUUGCCAUGCUCUUCAUCGUCCUCUUCUUCGAGUCCAUCUGCUUCCCCACCAUCGUCGCCCUGGGCAUGCGCGGACUGGGUCGCCACUCGAAGCGCGGUUCCGGACUGAUCGUUGGUGGUGUCCUUGGCGGCGCCGUCGUCCCGCCCCUGACUGGCGCGGUGGCUGAUAUGCACGGCACCCAGAUCGGCAUGGUGGUGCCGCUGGCUUUUAUGCUCGCCGCAAUUACGUACGCCGUUGCCGUCAACUUCCACCCUUGGUACCGUAAUACGGCCGAUGCCUUUACCGCUGCCGAGAUCGGUAUCAACUCGAACACUGGGACGGACGAGGGGCUCGAGAAGGGGGUGAUUCAUGAGCAUGAUGAGAAGCGGACAGCGGAGAAGAGGGUCGACGCCGCUAUGGCCAACCCCCUGUGAUGAUGAUGAGUUUUCUGCCAUGUCUGAUGAUGAAAAGGUUGAUAUUUGAUGGUUGUUUUCUUAUAUCAUCAAGAUGAUACCCAUUUGUAUACAUGUCGGUAUAUUUGAACCAAGUCUAGCUAAAAGCUACUGUUGUUUUGCGGGCCAAUGUAGACAUAUAGAUACAUACUGUCUUUACAUGACGAAAUCCGGUUUUGUUUUAUUGCCAA
Messenger RNA from Pyricularia grisea, 1643 nucleotides. RefSeq lists its product as uncharacterized. The record is from RefSeq and is a predicted model, not a curated record. Gene Ontology annotation, molecular function: transmembrane transporter activity. The transcript has 3 exons. Gene Ontology annotation, biological process: transmembrane transport. The coding region runs from base 1 to 1434 and encodes 477 amino acids. Lineage: Eukaryota; Fungi; Ascomycota; Sordariomycetes; Magnaporthales; Pyriculariaceae.